Messenger RNA from Leptidea sinapis, 2694 nucleotides. RefSeq names its product zinc finger protein 554-like. Gene Ontology annotation, biological process: regulation of transcription by RNA polymerase II. NCBI's taxonomy places the organism in Eukaryota, Metazoa, Arthropoda, Insecta, Lepidoptera, Pieridae. Gene Ontology annotation, molecular function: DNA-binding transcription factor activity; RNA polymerase II cis-regulatory region sequence-specific DNA binding. The transcript has 2 exons. The record is from RefSeq and is a predicted model, not a curated record. Bases 460 to 1056 code for a protein of 198 amino acids.
GCAUCAAGUACAUGUGGCCUUAAAACAUUGAAGACCGGCGUAUGUGAAUGUAUUCGAUGCUUGUUUAUGCAAGGUGGGGGAGGCGGGAGGACCGGUCGCACGUUUGACGCUCGACCUCAGCAGCUAUAGCGACCUUACACACCGUUCACUGUACUUCUUACAUCUAAGUGCAACUCUCCAUCAAAAAUGCACUAGUGGUUCUACAAAAUACGCGUGUGUGUGCUACAAUCGUGUAAACAAAUGUGUAUCAAAUUAUAAUUAAUAUAAGUUAUAUAUUGCUAUGUUUGUCGCAUUGAAGAAUCCCGUUCGUUAUAAUAAUUGUGUUUUUAUUAUGUUCUCUUGGAGCUACUGUGAAGAUUUCCACGUAAAACUACGCAGAGAAGAAAUUAAACGCACCUAGGAUGGCGAAAUUUGGAACCAGAAAGGCAUGGCGAAGGGAGUCAAACAUUCACAGGAAGCAUGGCUGAGAUUGUACCGGAGGCUUACAGUCCAAGAUUUAUGCACAAACGUCGUCGUCUCUCCAGGUUGCUCGACAAGCUCGCUAUACAAAUUACAAAUAACAAUCACUUCCCGUUUCAUCCCUGGCUAAUGUUUGAACCCCCGUACCAAGAGGCUAAGACGCCAAAUGACACACCACUCGACCUCUCAGUAAAAUCAGUGACACCUAAGUUGGCCAAACCGCCAGCAUUCACUUGUGAGAUUUGUGGACAGUCUUUUACGGCACAUGACCGGCUGGCCAAACAUGUUGCCUCCCGGCACAGAGACAAAGCGCCGGAUACAGAAAGAGCUUACGUGUGUGAAAUUUGCCUGCGAAGAUUUGCACGUUCUGAUAUGUUGACACGUCAUGCUCGUCUGCAUAGCGGUGUUAAGCCGUAUUCAUGCACAGCUUGUGCACAAGUGUUCUCGCGAUCUGAUCACCUUGCCACUCAUCAGCGCACUCACACAGGAGAGAAGCCCUACCACUGUCCUAUCUGUCCUUACGCUGCUUGUAGACGUGAUAUGAUCACCCGACACAUGCGCACCCACACUAAGCGAUCACAACCUGCUGAAAUCUGAUUUAAUCGACAGCUACAUAUUUAUAAGGAACUGCUUAUAUUAGCUGUAUUAAGUUAACAAAUUGUUUGUAGGUGACGUUGAACGUAGACCACGCAUCGAGGGUGGCCUGGAUUUAUUUAAUUGGUAAGGGCAUAUCACAUUGCAAUGCAAUACAGAUAUUUUUCGGAAUUACCUAUAUCGAUCUUGAAGUGCGAAUGUAAUUUAAAUAAAAAAAGCAAAGCGCAAUGCGAUGUGUCUCUAUUCAAUUAUUUUGUAUAUGAUCUGUUAAAUUAUUAUUUAUAUCUAGUAAUUUAGUAUGCUUAGUGUUAGUUGUUGUUGUUGUUUAAUAGAUCAUAGAACUGUGGGUAGACAGAGCCAAAUAUCUAAAUGGCAGUAGAAAUACUUAGUGUAACUAUUGGAUCUUAAUAUGAUCUAGUACUCUUACGCAUACGUACAACCUAAGUGAGUACGUAGGUACGCAAAUAUCUUAAUAUAUAUAAAUUACGUGACACGUUGUUUGCCCGCGAUGGACCCCUAAACUAAUGAACGGAUUUUAAUGGGGAUUACUUCAUGGAGUGCCGUUUGGUCCAACUUGAGAGAUAGGAUAGUUUUUUUUCGAUUUGGGACCCAUAAUUAUUUUUAUUUUCAAUAUUGUUUUUGUAUGAAAAUAUUUUCUAUGAGAGAAUUCUGUGACGCACGGUUUGAAAGUUCCGCUGUGAAACAAUUUCAUUAUAACGACAGGGAGCAUUUUUUAAGAAAUAAUUCUUGAUGUUUUGAAUUAUUAUUGGCAAAUUCGUAUAAAACAGUAUUUUUUUUAUUAUCUACAGAACAACGUCUGUCGGGUCAGCUUGUAAUGUAAUAUAUUAUUCUUAGAAUAUAAUUUGUAAAUAUCGCUUAUUAAUAAUAUUGUUGUGUCAACUAUUAUUGGAUUGUUUUCUUAAGGCCGUCUAGUGAUUUAAGCGUGGUUAACUCUUAAUAUUUAAAUAUACGACAAAAAUGUUUAAUUGUAUUAAAAAUACAAAAUAUAAUUAUGUUUCGUAAGUAUACUGUAUAGAUUAUAAAAUAGUACUUAAUAUAUUUAUUCGUUCCUUGUUCUGUUGCAUUCGUUUGUUUCUUUAAAAUUAAUUUUGUCAAAACUCCUGUUUGAUGUGUUUUGCAUUGUAGCUAUUAGUCAGUCGAAUCUUAUUUGUAAUCCUUAAAAGACGAAUAAGUGUUUCUAAAUUGUUAACUGUUUUCAGUGUAAAUAAAGUGUCUCAAUUGAAAAUUGUUUCAAUAUUUAUUUAAAAAAUUAAGAGAGCCAUCAAGACCAAAGGUUACCUGAUGGACUGAUAGCUCCUGUUGAUGUGUUUUGAAUCGUAGAUAUUAGUCAGUCGCAUCUUAUUUGUAAUCCAUAUAAGACGAAUAAGUGUUUCUAAAUCGUUAAAUGUUUUGAGUGUAAAUAAAGUGUAUCAAUUGACAAUUGUUUCAAUAUUUAUUUAAAAAAUUAAGAGAGCCAUUAAGACCAAGGGUUACCUGAUGGACUGAUAGCUCCUGUUGAUGUGUUUUGAAUCGUAGAUAUUAGUCAGUCGCAUCUUAUUUGUAAUCCAUAUAAGACGAAUAAGUGUUUCUAAAUCGUUAAAUGUUUUGAGUGUAAAUAAAGUGUAUCAAUUGACAAUUGUU